Coprinopsis cinerea okayama7#130 is the source of this 1257-nucleotide messenger RNA. RefSeq lists its product as hypothetical. Lineage: Eukaryota; Fungi; Basidiomycota; Agaricomycetes; Agaricales; Psathyrellaceae. The transcript is spliced from 9 exons. The coding region runs from base 1 to 1257 and encodes 418 amino acids. The record is from RefSeq and is a predicted model, not a curated record.
AUGCUCGUUAACAGCGACUCUCCGUCGAUCGUGGGUUCCCAUAUGUACAUGCGUCUGACCGUCGCUAUAAUACGUACUCCUUUACCUCACGGGGUGACGGGACCAGCCGGUGCCGCGACCACCGGAAUCCGGAUGGAAAAAUACAUCCAUCUCCAAAAUAAGCGCCCGUCGCACAUGAUCAUGAUGAUCACGCGGGUGCAGAUCCUGCUGGCCACUACAACGCUAAAUAAUACUACAUGGCACCUUGGACCAGAAAGUCAUACAUAUAAGUUCGAACGUGGUAACUCUGCAAAGCUGCAAUUAAGCGCGCAUGGCCCCCCUCCCAACAUCGCCGCGACGGAGUGCUGCCCAUUGGAGAGUCCAAAGCGAAACUCCACACCGCCUCAAGUUCAACGAUACAGCGUGGUAAGUGCCUCGGUAGCUCUGAUACCCUUGAUUGCUAAGUACAUCCCAGUUUUCUGUGGGCGUCUUGCGAUCAGGAGCCGGGAGUCAGGUGCAAUUUCGUUGAUUAGGUUGUUAACCACGAUGGUCCUUCAAGUGGCGACCCCUGCAUACUUAUGGAUAGGCUCACGUCACUUCAACCAGUGCAUGAAGCCAGUUGUCAAUUUCCAGGCUCACUCACCACUCCCUGUUGUUUCCCGAACGGCCCGGUUGGCGUUAAAUAAAGGAAGAGGGGCACCCCGUAACGCGGUACCGACGCCGGCGCUUAACGAUGUAUUAAGGACCUUGACUAGCCCCCAUGGCCACCCUCCAUCGUGUUUCAGCUUUAAACUGACUGUAAAGCUUAGGGUGCUCAUCAUGAUCGAUAAAGAACAUCCAUCACGAUCGAUAAAGACAAGCGACCUAUCGCGAGAAACCCUCUUUAAACGAGUACCUCAGCAAAGCUGGUUGGAUACCCAGAUAGCCCCUCAGCCGUGCCUACAAGUACCGCGACCGGUCAUGCCUGGACUCCGAAGUCACUCCCCCUUUCGACCACCUCAGUUUCACGCUACUUGUUUCUGGAAAUUUGUGCAUCCAGUCCGUACAAGCUCUAGAGACACGUCCAAGGAACGAUUUAGUAAAUACACGGACUCGUGUCAUAGACAAGUGCUAGUGAACCAUCACUUCCGACAACCGUCGCCAAUACUGAAAUUGGACUGGACAUUUCUUUCGUUUGAGUCGUCUGAACUUUGCACUCGAUCUCAAGAUCCAGCUACACAGGUUCGACCAAUGGGCCCUCCUUGGCGCCCGGCAGAUCCGUACUACCUCGAGCGUUGA